ACAAAUGCCUCGCACUCUUUCCGCAGGACAAGUGGGGCCACGAUGAGGUUCGGCUGCUGUGUUCCUUCGGCAUUGCUUCUGUCGGUGCUGGCCUGUUGCUUGGCAUUGGCUAGGGCACGGACGUAUGGACUUCCCAUGGAGACUGGCCAGUCCUGGAGGCCCCGCGUUGUCGUUCCGACGCGCGGUGAGGUGUGGCCGCAGCCCCUGAACCAGACGAAGAGCUGCCGUACUCUCUCUGUAGACGCAAGCAUGUUCUCAUUCCAAUACGACGGUCCCUGCUUCGUAGUGCAGCAGGCAAUCAAGCGGUAUCGCCGCGAAAUUUUAUUCCAAAACUGCACGAAACCCUCUACAUCAAGAGCGGCCGAACGGGCUGACUCUCGGAACGCUGUGAAUUCCCCCACUCCUCUAUCUGAUGGUCACCUCGAUGUUCUGCGAGUGAUGGUGCAACGUGAGUGCGAGGACCUCCCGGACCACCGCAUGGAUGAAAGCUACACACUUUCUUUAUCAUCUGCUCACAAGUCCUUCAUCUCUGCUCGAACCGUUUGGGGAGCGCUGAGGGGACUGGAAACCUUUAGCCAGCUUCUCUAUUCGCCCGAUGGAGUGUCGUGGGUCGUGAAUGAGACGCUAAUCUACGACGAGCCGAGAUUUCCGCACCGUGGCCUCCUGAUCGAUUCGUCGCGACAUUUCCUGCCACUGGAGUCGAUAAUGGACACGCUGGACGCAAUGGCGUACAACAAGAUGAACGUUCUCCACUGGCAUAUCGUGGACGACGAAUCAUUUCCCUACGUGAGCAGGACGUUUCCAAGUAUGAGCGAGAAGGGUGCCUACGAUCCAUACAUCCGCGUGUACCGGCCAGCAGACGUGCAACAUGUCAUCAGUGAAGCUGCUGCCAGGGGUAUUCGCGUCAUGGUGGAAUUUGACACGCCUGGACACACACGAUCGUGGGGUGAGGCCUUCCCUGACCUCCUGACGACUUGCUACGAAGGCAUGGAGCCCAGCGGAAAUCUCGGACCAAUUGACCCCACUAGAAAUGAGACAUACGUUUUCCUUAAGGAGCUGUUCACUGAGGUGGCCGGCGUUUUUCCCGACCAGUAUGUUCACUUGGGAGGAGACGAAGUCAGCUUCGACUGCUGGAAAUCUAACCCCAAUAUCACAAAUUUCAUGGCCGACAUUGGUAUUCCCGGUGACUACAAGAAGCUCGAAGAGUUUUACAUACAAAGGUUGUUAAAAGUAGUGCAAGGGGUACGGAAGAGCUACAUGGUUUGGCAGGAAGUAUUUGACAACAACGUUGAGAUUGCGUCGGAUACAGUGGUGCACGUCUGGAAGGAACCUCAUCAGGAAGAAAUGAGUGCCGUGACGGCAGCCGGGUUCAAUGCCCUUUUAUCCAGCUGCUGGUACUUGGACUACAUCAGUUACAGUCACGACUGGAAGACGUACUACGCCUGCGACCCGCAUAACUUCACAGGUACGGCCAAGCAGAAGUCUCUUGUCGAGGGUGGCGAAGCUUGCAUUUGGGGAGAGUUAGUGGAUGCCGCGAACCUGAUUAGCCGCACCUGGCCUAGGGCGUCAGCAGUGGCCGAGAGGCUGUGGAGCGCCGCCUGGGUGAAGUACUCAAAGACAACAGCGUCCCGGUUCGAAGAGCAACGCUGCAGGAUGCGUAGGCGGGGCCUCAAAGUUGAACCGGAGAACGGGCCUGGUGUCUGCGAAUGCGACUAUGUCGUUUGAAGACAGCAUAUGCCGUGGAACAAUCGGUUCUCCAUGAUUAAGAAUGAACAUGCGGGCCGUGCUCGUUUUUCCGGUGGGAAUGUUAGUAUGGAAAGGAAUGUGUACAGAAGCUUCCUGUCUGAACAUGCCAGCUGGCGUGCGAGAACCCACCACUUUCAAGGCGAGAACCUGCUCUGGUCGACGUUCUUGUGCACAAAUUUAGCGUGGCAAGCUGUUUUACAAGAGCAAGUACGGCACUACGUAAAAUCUCACAAAUAAAAUUCAUUCG
Molecule: messenger RNA, 1993 nt
Organism: Dermacentor silvarum
Lineage: Eukaryota; Metazoa; Arthropoda; Arachnida; Ixodida; Ixodidae
Product: beta-hexosaminidase subunit beta-like
Exons: 13
Coding region: 43-1725 (560 amino acids)
Biological process (GO): ganglioside catabolic process; carbohydrate metabolic process; glycosaminoglycan metabolic process
Cellular component (GO): membrane
Molecular function (GO): beta-N-acetylhexosaminidase activity
Source: RefSeq, a predicted model, not a curated record